Molecule: messenger RNA, 735 nt
Organism: Batrachochytrium dendrobatidis JAM81
Lineage: Eukaryota; Fungi; Chytridiomycota; Chytridiomycetes; Rhizophydiales
Product: DNA replication protein PSF1
Exons: 1
Coding region: 1-735 (244 amino acids)
Biological process (GO): DNA strand elongation involved in mitotic DNA replication; DNA replication
Cellular component (GO): GINS complex
Source: RefSeq, a predicted model, not a curated record
AUGAAGGACUCGACAUGCAAGGAUGGAGGAAAACAAUCAUCAAAACGAGACUCGACAAGAGUAUCGACUCACACAACUUCAACUGAUCAAAUUUCUACAAAAUGCUAUGGCGAAACAGCACUAAAGCUUGUUAAAGAAGCAGUAAGAUCUCGAGAUAUGUCUACACUUGCAGUGUACAAGGACGACCUUGUACGAGAUAUUCUUUUGGAGACAAAACAUUUACAAAGUCAGCUUGCAAUCUUUGAAUCUACUAUUCAAGGUUUGAGACCCAAGGAUGUCAGUGUUAAACCUCUUGCAGCAAUUGUACCUCUUGAGACGGCUUGUACUUUGCAUACGUUGGCAUUGGCUAGAAACAAACGGUGUGUGUUGGCUUAUCAACGACAGAGACUGGAUCGUUUGGUAGAAAUGUUAUGGAAUGCACCGGGUGGUGCGAGCACGGCAUCCACACUUUCAGAUCAAGUCACUCAAUGCAUGUCAGGUCAUGAAGCCCAGUUUGUAAAUGGAUACAAGACGUUGGCCAGCGAGUUUAGAGGUUAUUUUUUGGAUUUGGAUUUGGGAAUGGGUUUAAUUCCUCCCAAUGCAGUCUUUGUUGAGAUUCGAGUAAUAAGAGAUUGUGGUGAGAUUGCCACGGAUGACGGAACCCUUCGACUUGAUCCAGGUGCUCAGUUGUUUGUACGACGAUGCGAUGUAGAAGAUUUUAUUUUGUCUGGAGAUGUAAAGGAAAUAGUAUCUUGA